GUUAGGACGCACGUAGCCAUUACAAUACGCUGCAUUCAAACCGAACGCAACGCGAUUUGAGGAGCUAGACUACUACUGCCUCGUUUUUUCUUAAAAUAUCAGUUAUAUCAAACUCAGUUUGAACUUUAAAGAUAAUACUACAGACUAUUUUUCAAAAACAUUCGUAUAUGUAAUAACAGUCAGCGUUGCGUCGACGUGAGACGCUCCGCGUUCCCAGGCAUUUGACUCACCGGAGAUACGCGCAUACCGCCUUUUCCGUUUGUUCAGCGCAUUCAUUUGAACUCCUUUAUUUCGUUAACCAAGAAGAUUCAGAUUUAAGAGACUCGCUUCGAUUUAGAUGGCAAGCUUCCCAGAUUUUGUCAACGAAAAUGAUAUAGGUAAAGCUAAGUUCAUCGGGGAACUCAUACCUCCUGUUGCUCCCUUUGACCAGAAGUCUGGAAGGGAGACUUGGACUGUAGCUUUUGCACCUGAUGGUUCCUACUUCGCUUGGUCUCAAGGGCAUCGAAUUGUGAGACUUGUACCAUGGAAAAAAUGCUUAGCCAGCUUUUCUGUAAGAAAAGAAGAUCGGUCGAGCGGUGCAGGUCCUCGACGACUCUCCCGGCAGAACAGUGAGGGCAGUCUGCAGCCAGGCGAGCCCAGAGAGCACACCAUCGACUGCGGUGACAUUGUUUGGGGCCUGGCUUUUGGCUCUUCUGUUCCUGAAAAGCAGAGUCGCUGUGUUAAUAUCGAAUGGCACCGGUUCAAGUUCGGCCAGGACCAGCUGCUGCUGGCCACGGGUCUCAACAACGGCCGCAUCAAAAUUUGGGAUGUCUAUACAGGAAAACUUUUGCUGAACCUGAUGGACCACACAGACAUUGUGCGAGAUCUAACAUUUGCCCCCGAUGGAAGUUUAGUGCUAGUUUCUGCUUCAAGAGACAAGACUCUACGUGUAUGGGACCUCAAAGAUGACGGCAACAUGGUGAAAGUACUCCGUGGCCAUCAAAACUGGGUCUACUGCAGCGCUUUCUCACCCGAUUCAUCUGUCCUUUGUUCCGUUGGUGCUGGCAAAGCGGUCUUCCUGUGGGACAUGGAUAAGUACACUCUGAUCCGUAAGCUGGAGGGCCAUCAUAACGACGUGGUGUCCUGCGAGUUCUCUCCUGACGGGGCCUUGCUGGCCACAGCCUCCUACGACACCCGUGUCAUAGUGUGGGACCCUCACACAGCCACCGUUCUGCUCGAGCUGGGGCAUCUCUUCCCUCCUCCCUCACCCAUAUUUGCUGGAGGAGCAAAUGAUCGAUGGGUUCGCUCUGUUGCCUUUUGUCACGACGGUCGGCACAUUGCCAGCGUCACUGAUGACAGGCUGGUGCGUUUUUGGAGCAUUGAUGAAAAGAGUCCUCAAGCCAUCGGCCCUCUUACUAACGGCCUCUGUUGUGCCUUUUCUACGGACGGAAGUGUCUUAGCUGCCGGGUCUCGUGAUGGCAGUGUGCAUUUCUGGGCUUCUCCACGCAGCAUUGCGAGCCUCCAGCACCUAUGCCGCAUGACCCUGCGGCGAGUCAUGCCCACCCAGCAGAUUUACACGCUGCCCAUUCCUUUCUCCAUGCAAGACUACCUGGCAUACAAGACGCUUUAAGUUGGAACGUGAAACAUGGCACUAUGAAACCAAUGAAAUGUGUUGUCGUUUUUUCUUUUAAAAAGACAAAAAUAUUUUUUCUGCUCAAACCAACUCCCUGAUGAAGGUGAGGUUGGUUCUUUUUGUAUUUAUUUAUUUUUUUAUUAUUAUUAUUAAUUUUUUUUUUUUUUUUUUGCAAAGAGUAGUUGCAACUGUAUUUCAGUACUUUUUUUUUUUUUCUUUUUUUUUUUCUUCUUUUUUUUUAAAGCCCAUAUCAGUGGCCUUCAGCCAGCCUUAAUAUAUCAGUGGACCACGUUUUGUCCUUUUGAUUUGCAAUUGUUUUCGUGUGUGUGUGUGUCUGGCACAAGUUGUACAGCACCUUAGAGUUGGUAAAUGAUGGCUGAAAGUGGUGCUUUCUCUGGCUCAGUCCUGCGCUGAGUUUAAAGCGAUGUGACGGGGGUUCGUCUCUCGAAUGUUCUGCAGUGUUUUCUUUUUUGUGCUCGCUGUGAGCGGGAUUGAAGGGAAGUGACAAUGUGAAAGUGUGUAUGUGUGCGUGCAUGUGAUGGCCAGAGUAGAGUUGGGUAGUUCAGGGACACAGGCAGUGCCUCCCCUUGACGUGCCUCUUUAGAAAAAAAUAAACAUCCAUACGCUUAUGCUGCUUUAGUAACGGUCUUCAUUAUCACAAACCUAAAACUACAGUAACACAUGGGCUAAUUAGUUUCCUCUAGAAAUUGUAUAUUUUUUACCUGUACAGAUUUGUAAAUGCACGUUUUUGUUGAGUGUAUAUAUACAUAUGUUUGUGUAAAUAUAUAUGUAGCUGCUUUUUUUUUUGCUUUUUUUUUCUCCCAUGCUUCUCAUCCGUUAUUUUAUAAUACUUGUAUCGAAAGUCUGCUCUGUAUAUGGUCUUUUUUUUUCUUGUGCGAUGGUGGUUUGUAGGAGAAUGACACAGAAGUUUGCCAACCAGUUUGAUGAGAUUUAAACUAACCAGCAGUGAAAGUAAUGCCACAUCUUUGAUUUCUCAUUCCAAACAUAUUGCCACCAACUUGCUGUAUCUGCUAUUAAAUAUGGCACUUUAUUCCAGCCUGACACAAUGCAUAAUCCUAAACCAUUAUCUUGCUACUUAACUCACAAUCAGACCUCAGUCUGUAAUACUUUGACAUUCAAAACAGCUGUGUGCAUUUUGGGCAUGUUUCAUCUACCUCUCAUUUUGAGGAAUUGGUUUAUCGAAUGUCCUGGAACAAAAUUGCAUGAUUCGGUUUAUUGAUUGUAUACUGCCUGUCAUUUAAAGCGAAUGCUAUCAGUUAAGAAUGUGGGAAUCAGAAUGUGGCAUAUUCAUCCGGUCAUGCAGUCUUGGCAAUAAAAAUGUUGAAAAAGCUGAUGCCAAAGAUACCCUUGGGUUCUUUUUGACGUGAAUGGCACAGUCAUUUUUCUCUUACCCUCAUUUACGGCUAAAACUUGAAAGUCUUUAUAUGUAUGUCUGUUUUUCUGCUUGGGUGUAUGAAGAAUGCUGAUGUUCAACAGAUUGGGUUUUCUUUAGACUGAUUCCUGUAAAGUAGAUCUAGAAAGAAUGCAUAGAUGCACUUCAGUGUUCCAACCAAAAUUCUAGCAGUUGCAGUUUUUUAGAAUACGGUGGUAGUAGUUUUCAAUCAUUACUGAAUAUUCUAGAGAUGCUUGGAAACUAGUUAAUUUUCAGACAGAAUACCUAAUGCUGUACUCAAAAGGAGCAAGUGAAUUUGUCAACAGAAAAGUCAUUUACAAGAAUGUACUUUUUUUUUUUUUUUUUUUUUCCCUCCAGUCAGUGGGGUUAUUGUUUGUUUUAUGAUUGUUGUCGAAAUAAAGUAUUUUAAACCA
Labeo rohita (rohu) is the source of this 3439-nucleotide messenger RNA. RefSeq names its product WD repeat and SOCS box containing 1 (gene wsb1). Gene Ontology annotation, biological process: intracellular signal transduction. The record is from RefSeq and is a predicted model, not a curated record. NCBI's taxonomy places the organism in Eukaryota, Metazoa, Chordata, Actinopteri, Cypriniformes, Cyprinidae. The transcript has 9 exons. The coding region runs from base 338 to 1609 and encodes 423 amino acids. Gene Ontology annotation, molecular function: protein binding.